Molecule: messenger RNA, 675 nt
Organism: Dioscorea cayenensis subsp. rotundata (Guinea yam)
Lineage: Eukaryota; Viridiplantae; Streptophyta; Magnoliopsida; Dioscoreales; Dioscoreaceae
Product: protein ORANGE, chloroplastic
Exons: 3
Coding region: 22-486 (154 amino acids)
Source: RefSeq, a predicted model, not a curated record
UACGAAAGAGGAUCUUCGCGAAUGGGGACGACGUUGUACUGCUCCUGCGCGUCUCCGGCGGCCGUGCCGCCGUCGCUCAUCGUCCGCCGUCGCUCCGGUGGGACGGGAUGGGCGGUCUUCUCUCCUUCUAUGAAGUCCGUGAAGGCUCCGAGCCUAGUGGUCAGGGCAUCGAUAGUGGAUUCGCAUGAGAGCUCCUCGGAUUUCGCCAAGCGGAUGGAGCAGGCCUGGCUCAUCUCCCAACAACCAGGGCCGGUCGCUUGUUCUUCUUGUGAAUCAAAUGGAUAUGUCGAGUGCAAAUGGUGUCGAGGCACAGGUUUCUUCAUCCUCGGCAACAAUUUGCUGUGUGAAGUACCCUCAAGGAACACUACUUGUGUCAUAUGUGCAGGGAAGGGUUCUGCAUGUUGUCCCGAUUGCAAAGGCACAGGUUUUCGCGCGAAAUGGUUGGGCGAUCCACCACCACCGCCACCUCCUCCUACUCACCAGUGAAGCUUUUUCUAUCCUCCCGUAUCCUCGUUUUUGGAUUGAUUUAUAUUGCCAAUAUAAGCUUGCAAAUUCACUUUUAGCACUUAUAUUUACACACACACAUAUAUUUUUGCUUUGAUUUAUAUUUAUGAAUGAAUACUAGAUAUGUACCACUCAGGCCUCAUUCAUUCAUAUACAAAAAAAAAAAAAAUA